Molecule: messenger RNA, 1405 nt
Organism: Phascolarctos cinereus (koala)
Lineage: Eukaryota; Metazoa; Chordata; Mammalia; Diprotodontia; Phascolarctidae
Source: RefSeq, a predicted model, not a curated record
CAUCAAACAUGUCCCCGCUCAGCCCAGACCGUCCCCUUCACCGGCCGCCUCAGGGCCAAGGGAGACAGUUGGGCCGGAGAGGGAGGCCCGGGGGUGCUCGGGCGUCUUUGGAGAACAGAGAGCGGCCGCACUGGAUCCAGCAGGGAACGGGCUGGCCCUGCUCACCUGCGCAGGAGUGCCCUCGGCAGACGGCCAGACCAGGAGCGAAAACAACUUCCGUCCUGGGAUCGGAUCUACAACACCGACAUCAGCAGUCACUGCAGGCGCACACUGCUGAUGACCGACAACUCCGCGGUCAUUCCCCACUGCCAAUCACCCCACAGUGCGCAGGUGGACUCAGAAAGCGGGAGCCCACAUGGGGCACGCUCAACCUCUUAGAACGUUCAGCCGGAUGUCCUGUGGGUUCUCGACAGGACCAUCGUCUUCCUGCCCCCCAAAUCUCCUUCUCUCGGACUUCUCCUUCCCAGCCACCCAAGUCACCUCAUUGUCACACUCAGCUCCUGCACACACAAGGCAGCCAGCGGGUGCGGAAUCAGACGUGGAGUCAGAAAGACAUGAGGCGGGGAGACCCCCAGCAGCCUACUGAAACAGGCCAGGCACAAGGCGAGGAGGGCUGAGGGGUGGCCAGGGGAGCAGUAGAUGGGGCAGGGGAGAACGGACAGGCCAGGAGGAGAGAGCUGUAUUAUCAUUGUGUUUUCAUCAAUUCUCUUUGUUGCCAGGGAGGGCCCUGGAUCAAGGACAGGCCGCUUCUGCGACUCAGUUCCUCCUGCUUCACCCAAACCGACGCCCCCAGGGAGUUGAGGCCAGGCGAAAGAAGCCUGCAUCCCUAAGAGCAGAAAAGGAAUGCUGUGUGCUGCGGUCUGGAUAAAGCCGGUUCAGUCACAGAAAGACUGCAACAAACAGGUGUUCUGUUAGCAUUCGACCAAACGGUCAAUAGUUCAAUAAAGAAUCACUGAGAAAAAGGCUAUUUAACAGCGAUGACGACGGCCGCAAAGACACGUUUAAAGGGUUUUCACCCACCCGCUCUGUGACCGGUGAUGUCAACGUGAACUUCACGUAACGCUGAGGCAGACGGGUGAGGCUGAAGGGACCUGGCUCUCAGCACAGAUGGUGUCAGACACCAGCGAAGGUGGGCAGAGGCAGCACUGAUGUGGGGAAAGGGCACUGCAGGGCCCCGGGGUCAAGUCCCUCCACCCACGCCGACUCAGCAGCCCCUGAGGUCUUCCCAGCUCUCCACCUGCAUCUCGUGAUCCACAAUCCUCUGAACUCCAAUGGGAAGAUUUCAGAGAGGUACACCAACAGCAGGGGGCAGACAGGGUACCGCGUAUCACCCCGGUGACCUUGGACCAGUCACCGAUUCUGGCAUCACAGACUCGGGGCUAGAAGGGACUCCAGAGGCUAUCCA